This is a messenger RNA of Medicago truncatula (barrel medic), 1635 nucleotides long. RefSeq names its product cysteine proteinase 15A. Gene Ontology annotation, biological process: proteolysis. Gene Ontology annotation, molecular function: cysteine-type peptidase activity. Bases 154 to 1248 code for a protein of 364 amino acids. The transcript is spliced from 4 exons. The record is from RefSeq and is a predicted model, not a curated record. Lineage: Eukaryota; Viridiplantae; Streptophyta; Magnoliopsida; Fabales; Fabaceae.
AGUGUGCACUCUCAAAUUGCAGAAACAAUCCACCAUUUAUUAAACAACACGUGUCCCAAUCCCAAUGGAUAAGUUUCCUAUAAAAUAUCAUUGAAACAGAACUUCGAUUCCAUUAUCUCACUCUAACCAAAUCCACUUUCUCUCCCAACAACCAUGGCCCACCGUUUCCUCAUCGCUCUCUUCCUCUUCGCCACCGUUGCAACCGCCGCAACAACCCUCUCCGACGACACAAACUCCGACGAUCUUCUCAUCCGACAAGUUGUCGACACCGCAGAAGAUCACAUACUAAACGCAGAGCAUCACUUCACAUCAUUCAAGUCAAAGUUCAGCAAAAACUACGCAACAAAAGAAGAACACGAUUACCGAUUUGGUGUGUUCAAAUCAAAUCUUAUCAAAGCGAAGCUUCACCAGAAGCUUGAUCCUUCUGCGCAACACGGAAUCACUAAAUUCUCUGAUUUAACGGCGUCUGAGUUCCGUCGUCAGUUUCUUGGACUUAACAAACGUCUCCGUUUGCCGGCUCACGCUCAGAAGGCUCCGAUUCUUCCUACUAACAAUCUUCCAGAGGAUUUCGAUUGGCGCGAGAAAGGUGCCGUCACUCCCGUCAAGGAUCAGGGUUCUUGCGGUUCGUGUUGGGCGUUUAGUACUACUGGAGCUUUGGAAGGAGCAAACUAUUUGGCGACUGGGAAGCUAACGAGUCUUAGUGAGCAACAGCUUGUGGACUGCGAUCAUGUGUGUGAUCCAGAGGAACGUGGAUCAUGUGACUCUGGCUGUAACGGUGGAUUGAUGAACAACGCCUUCGAAUACAUACUCCAGUCUGGGGGAGUAGUGUCAGAAAAGGACUAUGCUUACACCGGAAGAGAUGGAUCCUGCAAGUUUGACAAAAGCAAGGUUGUAGCUUCCGUAUCUAACUUCAGCGUCGUUUCUCUAGACGAAGACCAAAUUGCUGCAAAUCUAGUAAAGAAUGGCCCUCUUGCAGUUGCUAUUAAUGCAGCGUGGAUGCAGACAUAUAUGAGUGGUGUCUCAUGCCCAUACAUCUGUGCCAAAGCACGUUUGGAUCAUGGGGUUCUUCUAGUUGGUUUUGGCCAAGGUGGCUAUGCUCCCAUUCGAUUGAAGGAAAAACCUUACUGGAUCAUAAAGAAUUCAUGGGGCCAGAAUUGGGGUGAGGAAGGAUAUUACAAGAUCUGCAGAGGCCGAAAUGUAUGUGGAGUGGAUUCCAUGGUCUCCACUGUUGCUGCAGCUCAAUCUUGAUUCUGGUGGUUCUCAUCGCAUGUGACAAUAAGCUAGUUGAAUUUGUGUAAAUAUAUUAUCAUGAAGUUGCGAAUCUAUCUUCUGAUUUUGGCAAAACUAUUUCCGCAUAGUAUCAGGAAACUGCCACGAUCAUGUUAUUUAUGUAGUUAGGAAUUAUGUAUGCUUGUUAUUCCUGUGAUGUUUAUCUAUAGCCAUUGCAACAUGGCAGUUACAUGAAUUGGAAAAUAAUAAGUAUAAACUUUAUUAGUUUGUGGAGCAUAUGUGAAAUAUCAGAAUAUCAGUUUAGCAUGACUGGGAUAAGAGUGGUUCUUUCCACACUCAAUGUCAGUUCUUAUAAUCGUGUAUUGCCAUGAUGACUAUUAGGAUAAUACAAAAAUGUUUAUCUUC